CUUUAUUAGCAGAACAAUAUGAACAUUUCACCACCGAGGACUUUGGCGUAGGCAAAAACGGGUGCAUGUUAACUAGGCUAAUAACGACAUUAGCGAUCCUACUGUCUCUAGUACAUACUACUCUGUUUAACUUUAUUAGCACUCAAAUUUAAAACAUUUUGACAACGAGGACUUUGGCGUGGGCAUAAACUGGGGCACAACGUAUGUAGAUCCUCUCUGUCUUAUACAGAAGCGCAGCAGUUCUUUUAGAUAUGGCUUCUACCACAGCAUUGGUUUACGAUGAAGAAAUGAUGAACUACAGGCUGCUCUGGGAUGACCCAGAAUGCGCGAUUGAGGUGCCUGAGAGAUUAUCUUCAUCUUACGAGCGUCUGCAGCAUUACGACCUUGUGCAGAGAUGUGUCGGGCUACCUGUCAGGGAGGCUACGGAGGAAGAGAUCACCUUGGUUCACAGCACCGACUAUCUGGAAAUUGUUAAGAGCACCCAGACAAUGAAUGAAGAGGAGCUUAAAAAAACAUCACAGAACUAUGUUGCUGCGUAUUUCCACCAGAACUCCUACCGAUGUGCCAAGCUGGCCCUGGGUGGCACCUUGCAGCUGGUAGAUGCAGUAUUGUCUGGGCAGGUUCUCAAUGGAAUGGCUCUUGUAAGGCCUCCAGGUCAUCACAGUCAGCGCAGUCAAAGCAAUGGAUUCUGUAUUUUCAACAAUGUUGCAAUAGCAGCAAAGUAUGCGCAGAAGAAGUACAAGCUUGAGAGGAUUUUGAUUGUCGAUUGGGACAUACACCAUGGACAAGGAAUCCAGUACGUCUUUGAGGAUGACCCCAGCGUUUUGUACUUCUCGUGGCAUCGUUACGAGCACGGGUCAUUCUGGCCAAAUCUUGGCGAAUCAGACUUUGGCUUUGUUGGCAAAGAUAAAGGAACUGGCUUCAACAUAAACCUACCAUGGAACAAGACUGGAAUGGGAAAUGCAGAUUAUAUCGCAGCCUUCCUGCAUGUUCUCCUCCCGAUAGCAUAUGAGUUUGAUCCAGAGCUGGUUCUGGUGUCGUCGGGCUAUGACUCGGGAAUUGGCGACCCAGAGGGCUGUAUGCGUGCCACCCCCGAGUGUUUCAGUCAUCUCACUCAUAUGCUCAUGAACCUAACUGGAGGAAAACUGUGUGUUGUCCUGGAGGGCGGCUACCAUCUAAGGUCACUGGCUGAGUCUGUGUGCAUGACCGUAAGGACAUUACUUGGAGAUGCCGUGUCAAGGCUGUCCGGGGAGAUGGCGCCGUGCCAUAGUGCUUUAGAAUCCAUUCAGAAUGUAAGGGCAGCACACGCUCCAUACUGGCAUUGCUUUUCUCCUGAUGACGCGCAUCUAGUGCAUAAAUCCAACACUGCAGGCAGUCCCCCUGAACCACCACAGGAAGGCAGAGAUGCGUCUGUGUUUGAGGUUUUCCUGGAGACUCACAUGAAAGAAGUUUUGAAUUCCACUCCUGCCAUUAGAACCUCUGCUGUGAUCCCUGAGGGCCACACGGUUACCCUACCUGCUGGUGUGCAAGUGGAGGACCAGACGGCUUCAAAGGAACAAACUGAUGUCAUCAUCGGUGAUUUCUCUGAACUUCUGAAAACAGAAAAUGUAUUAACAUCUCUGGGCAAAAUGUUGACAGUCAUCAACAAACUUGUUAACAAGCAGAUAAGGAAUGCCAUUGCUUUAUCGCCGAAUACUUCACUUUCAGCUGCUGUGGUGCUACAACAUGCUUUACAUGUGGGUUUACAAAGGGUGUUCUACAUUCAUAUUGGUGACCUUGAUUCGAAACCGCUCUUGAAAGAUGAUGGGAAAACAUUUUUCUUAAGAAUUCUUGGAGAUGAACCGGCUGAAGUAAUCAACUCAAAAUAUCAACAUUCUCUGAAGUGGGGAGAAAAUUCCUGUGAAGGUAGCAGCUUUAUUUAUGUGCUAUUGCGGUUAAUACUUCCAAUAGCUUACAGCUUCCAGCCUGAUUUGAUUCUGGUGGCAGCAGGGAGUAACAGAAGUAUUGGUAUUCAGGACAUUUCACUGCUAACAAGCAUGCUGCAAGGGUUGGCAGAAGGACGAAUGCUUGCUGUUAUACCGGAAUCUGAAUCGGAUCUUGCAGUGACUGUGUCCAGCAGUUUGAUGGGCUUUUCUAGAGCAAGGGAGCUUGGACCUCACAAAUGUCCUAGCGUAGACUGUAUGAAAACCUUGAAAGUACAACUUGACAUCCUGCAGAAAGAAUGGAAAAUGCUUCAGUGUAGCUUUGGCUAGACGAUUUUGGAAAUAGAAACUUAGUUGUCAAGUUCCCUUGGAGAUUCUUUCCAGUCAACGCGUGGUUUUAAGCAUCACAGCACGGAUAACCAAAGUGUUUUGUGUUUAAGUCAGUAUUCCUGCCAUGGUUCCAACAACAAUCAAGUGUUAUGAUAUACUGGGUGUUUCAACCACAGACAAAUAAAAGCAUCCUUGCUCCGGGUUAUUUUGUGUUAUUUUAAAUGUACGCUCCGGCCAUCAUCUACGCUUUAAUGACUAUAAUAUCUUUUUGCAUUC
Molecule: messenger RNA, 2528 nt
Organism: Spea bombifrons (plains spadefoot toad)
Lineage: Eukaryota; Metazoa; Chordata; Amphibia; Anura; Pelobatidae
Gene: HDAC10
Product: histone deacetylase 10
Exons: 21
Coding region: 252-2252 (666 amino acids)
Biological process (GO): chromatin organization
Cellular component (GO): histone deacetylase complex
Molecular function (GO): histone deacetylase activity
Source: RefSeq, a predicted model, not a curated record